Molecule: messenger RNA, 2631 nt
Organism: Leptopilina heterotoma
Lineage: Eukaryota; Metazoa; Arthropoda; Insecta; Hymenoptera; Figitidae
Product: putative sodium-dependent multivitamin transporter
Exons: 10
Coding region: 273-2033 (586 amino acids)
Biological process (GO): transmembrane transport; sodium ion transport
Cellular component (GO): membrane
Molecular function (GO): symporter activity
Source: RefSeq, a predicted model, not a curated record
AAAUUUUUGGAGAAUGUAGAUUGAAGCAAUAUCUUCUUGCUGCUAAAAUUUCGCUUUGGGUUUUGCAGUAGUCUUCGAAAGAAAUUGAUUCAAAAUAAGUGUUUAUUUUCGAGGUUACCAACAAGUGUUUUAACUUGAAGUUGAUAUUUGCAAAGUUUAGUGACAAUUAUGUAAAGAUUUUUGCCUCUGCUUUUAAUUGGCUACUGAAGGCGGUGGAAAAACAUUAGUUUCGAGAUUUCAAAAACUGUAGAGCUAUUUUUAAGAAUUAAGUUAUGGCUCAGACUGCAACAUUAGGAUGGAUCGACUUCUUCGUUAUUUUUCUAAUGCUCGGAGUGAGUUCAUCAAUCGGCAUUUACUACAGACUCACUGGUGGACGACAAAAGACUACACAGGAAUACUACACAGCAAAUAGAUCAAUGGGUGUAUUCCCCAUCGGAAUGGCACUCAUGGUCUCUUUCAUGUCAGCCAUAACACUUUUAGGCGUAUCCUCGGAAAAUUACAUCUUUGGAACACAAUUCGUGGUUAUCAACAUUUCAUACAUUAUUGGAACUCCAAUUGUAUGUUAUUUUUACAUGCCAGUGUUUUUCAAGCUCCAAGCAACUAGUGCCUAUGAGUACUUGGAGAAGAGAUUUGGAAUGAGCGCAAGAUUGACGGCGAGUUUUAUUUAUUGGAUUCAAUUGCUUUUAUAUUCGGGCGUUGUCUUGUAUGCACCGGCUUUGGCUCUAGAGGCCACAACAGGAUUGUCGAAAAAUUUGAGUAUCGUUCUCAUUGGCGUGGUGUGUACAUUCUAUUCGACUGUUGGUGGCAUUAAGGCUGUGUUAAUUACUGACCUUUUUCAAGGGUUCCUCAUGUUUUUUGCCGUUCUUGUUGUCAUUGGUACGGCCGCAUAUUCGGUUGGGGGAAUUUCGGAAAUUUGGAACAUUGCACAAGAAGGAGGACGCAUUCAGUUCGACAGCAUUUCCUUGGAUCCGACUGUUCGACACACAUAUUGGUCACUAAUUAUCGGAGGUCUCUUCACCUUCCUAUCACUUUACGGAGUUAAUCAAGUCCAAGUGCAGAGAUUAAUGACAGUUCGAAAAAUAAAAUCGGCACGAUUGGCACUGUGGUUGAGUUUGCCGAUUCUUAUGUGUCUUUCGGUGUUGACAUGUUUCUCUGGACUGGCAAUGUACACAAAAUAUCGAAGGUGCGAUCCUGUGAAGGAGGGCAGAAUUAAUCUUCCUGACAUGCUGCUGCCACUUUAUGUCAUGGACACUCUGUCACAUUUACCCGGAGUUCCAGGAUUCUUCAUAGCUGGAAUUUUCAGCGCCGGAUUAAGUACAAUUUCCGCGGCGCUUAAUUCAUUGUCGGCGGUUAGUUUGGAGGAUUAUAUCAAACCGCUUUAUAGAAAAUUCACGAAGAAUGAGCUUCCAGAUUCGAGGUCUUUGGUGAUUGGGAAAUUACUAGCUGUCAUCUUUGGUAUUUUGAGUAUUGCCCUAGCGUUUUUGGCACAAUAUUUAGGAGGCGUUCUACAAGCUAGUUUGACAAUUUUUGGUGUCGUUGGAGGUCCGUUGUUGGCAAUUUUCACCUUGGGAAUGAUUUCCCAAAUGGCAACGCAACGAGGCGCUGUUAUUGGUACCCUAAUUAGUUUAAUAUUUUCCUUUUGGAUGGCGUUCGGUCAACCGAGACCGAGAGCACUGACUUUGCCGGUUUAUACUGAUGGCUGUGAUGCGCAGAAUCUACUUACUCCUACUAACACUACUUUAUUAAAUAGAGCGGACAAUUCUUCCUUCUUCUAUUUGUACCGAAUUUCGUACAUGUGGUACUGUCCAAUUGGAUUUGUUAUUGCUAUUGUGAUAGGAUUUUUUAUUAGUUUUGUAGAAAAUAUGGUGAGUGGAAGAAAGGAGGAAUACAAGGAUCCGAAUCUAUUUUUCCCUAUGGUAGCUAAACGUCUGCGACGAAAACAAAGAAAACUUUAUCCAAAUAUAAUGACGCAGAAGGAUAAUAUACAAAUUGAUAGCUCUAGCCACUCUGACAGAUCUAGUACGAUACUUUAAUUCCUUUCGGUCACAAAAUAAAUAUUUGUACCCAGAGUCCUUACUAGGGUGUGGGGCGUGAUUUUUGUUAAUAAAAUUUUUAAUUCUUUUUUAUAAGCGGCGCAAAUAAUUUACUUGGCCCGGGACGCUCAAUGAGCUGGAUUAAUUGAAACAAAGUGAAAUUUUAAUAGUUUUUAAAGUUAAGGUCAUGUUAUUCAGUGUGAUGUUCUUCCAUAGUAAAGUAUAUAGGGCACGUGACCACUAAAUAACAUAGCCUUAAAUUAAAUUUUUAAUGUUUUUUAUCAGAGUUAAGAGGUAUUUCACUGGGUGUUCGAGAAGAAAGUUCAUUGGAGGGCGGAACGACUUUAGUUCGGCAUCUGCGCAGUUUUCUAAUUUGAACACUCUGCGCAUUUAGAUUAUGCGCACUCGUUACUUUUCCAUCACUGUCUCAAUUUUCUUUUCUCUUUUUUAAUAAUAAGAACAAUAAUAACAAGUCUUACUGUGAAAUUCUGUGAUGUUACGAAGAACGUAGUGAAAAUGUAAUUAUUAAGUAGAAUGAUAAUUCGGUUCCCAGCUGGGUACUAGAGACAAUAUUGGAAUCUGAUAUACUACGAUACGC